AUGGCCAAUAAAGGCAAUAAUGUGAAUUUCUUAAUCGGCCGUGCAGCUAGUGAUCUGCUGGACAACCAUGUGCUGGGCAACGAAAAACUGGGUGUGCCAGCUAUGGAGAGAUCCGUGCGGUCCAGCGUUGACGGGAAUAGCGUUGAUAUAGGCGAAAUAACAGAAUCUCCUGAAACUGACUACAUGAGUACUUCGGCUAUAUUACAUUAUUGUAAAUCAAAAAUUUUGGUGCCAUACUUAAAGCUCUUAACAGUUAUGGGUCUGCGGCCAGUAGCCGACAAUUCAAACUCAUCUAGCUACGUAAUCUAUUUCUCUCAUUUUCACUCUGCCCAAGUUGCCGUAUUAAUGUCUUUGGGAUAUGUCUUACAAUAUAUGGCGUGCUUUAGGAGAGACAGGGGUUUUUGUUAUAAAUUAGUGCCUCUAGCUCUCACCUCCUCUUUAGAAUAUGAUGCUUAUAGGCAAGUCUGUUAUGGCAACGUGACGUUCACCUACAUUGGACCUAGUAUAUUACACUUUGUAGGAUUUCUCUACGCACUUUAUCUAUUUAGAAUAUCUGAUAAUGAACAACUUCAAAAUUUAAUGGAGAGAGUAUUUCUUCUUUCCUCUUACACUCCACAAGGAACGCCAACCACGAAACCCAAAAGACUCCUGCGCAUGCUUUGGUUUUUUAUUUUGUUAAGUGUUUUAUGGAUGUGUGUGUCACUAUGCUCAGUCAACUUAAUGAUGGCGAGAGGAACCAUAAUGUUUCGGUGGAUGGAAAAUAGCUCAAAUGAAGUGCUGCUCGUGUUAAAGAUACUACUUGUAAUAUGUACUCUAAUUCACGAUAUGGUCCAGGCGACAGUUAUAACAAGUUACUGCCUUCAAGCGCAGUUACUGCAGGCGCAUUUAAUGUUCCUCAAGGAGCGAUUACUCAAUCACACUAUAUCUCCUUUGAAUUGGAUGCGGGAAAUAUCUGAAUUCCGGAAACUUUUGAAAUAUCUAAACGACGACUUGGCACCCGCCGUAUGUUUAUUCACGAUAGUAAAUGCAUCUUGGGCUAUCUCGGGUAUCAUGUGGCUGCUGGAUUUGGAUAAAGUCGAUACAGAAACAGAACCCAUAGCGGGUAUCAGCAUACUGAAUCAAUUGCUUUGGAUAUCCGCUGUUGUCGUACCCUUUAUACAGGCUGCAAGAUUGUCAGCAGAGUGUCGUCGCACGCAAUCCAUUGGCCACGAGUUGUGUGUGCGUCCAUUCCUUCAUCAGGACACGUCUCAGGAAGACAUCACAACAGUUCUCGCAUACGCCACUUCUUUGAAACUGCGCGCGAAACUUUUCUGCUACCCAAUUGCGGCCAGAUAUAUCUGUCUGGUUUUGACAUUUACUUUGAUUAUUCUAUUCGCAUUAGGAAUGUGCCAUUACUUACAAUAA
This is a messenger RNA of Leptosia nina, 1404 nucleotides long. The record is from the annotation of a GenBank genome assembly. Lineage: Eukaryota; Metazoa; Arthropoda; Insecta; Lepidoptera; Pieridae.